Gongylonema pulchrum is the source of this 387-nucleotide messenger RNA. Lineage: Eukaryota; Metazoa; Nematoda; Chromadorea; Rhabditida; Gongylonematidae. The record is from the annotation of a GenBank genome assembly.
AUGGCCUUCGGAAGCUUUUCAGGCCUUUACCUGUUGGUUGGUUAUUCUGUUGAAGAAGCUGCUAUGUUAAAGGAAUCAAUUCCAAAAAAUGCGCUUGAAAGAGCUGGGUUUGUAUCCGGAAAUGACAACAUCAUGCACGAUAUUGGAAGCCGAUUACAGCUAGCACUGGAACGUAUAAUGCCGCCAGUAUGCUCUCCGUAUGUGGCACAACUAGCAAACGCAGUAAUGUGGAAUGAAGCGCUGCGAUUCGAACUGGUGAUCUCAACAGUGAAACAAAUUCGGGUCUACGACUUGCUGGGCGGGCUCCCGGAUUGUGCUGCUUUCAUUCAACAGUCACUCGCCUUAGUCUUUCCAAUACUCAUUUUUCUUCGAUUUUUCGUUACGUGA